This is a messenger RNA of Naegleria gruberi, 1002 nucleotides long. RefSeq lists its product as uncharacterized. The coding region runs from base 1 to 1002 and encodes 333 amino acids. The transcript has 3 exons. Gene Ontology annotation, molecular function: oxidoreductase activity. NCBI's taxonomy places the organism in Eukaryota, Heterolobosea, Eutetramitea, Acrasida, Naegleriidae. The record is from RefSeq and is a predicted model, not a curated record.
AUGAAAUACGUCAAUUUGGGUAAUAGUGGUUUGAAGGUUUCUCAACUUUGUUUGGGUUGUAUGAGUUUUGGAUCUUCCAAGUGGAUGCCUUGGGUAUUGAAUGAAGAGGAAUCAAUGAUCAUUUUGAAGAAGGCAUGGGAUUUGGGAAUUAACUUUUUCGAUACUGCCAAUGUUUAUAGUAAUGGAGAAAGUGAAAGAAUUUUAGGAAAUUUCAUUAAGAAAUUCAACAUUUCAAGAGAGGAAAUUGUUGUGGCUACCAAAGUUUGUGCUCCAUUGAAACCAAACACUUUUGGUCUCUCCAGAAAGCACAUUAUGCAUGCAGUUGAAGAUUCAUUGCAAAGAUUAGGUCUCGAUUACAUUGAUUUGUACAUUAUCCAUCGUUGGGAUGAAAAUACUCCAAUUGAAGAAACUAUGGAAACACUCCAUGAUUUAGUCAAGUCUGGAAAGGUCAGAUACAUUGGUGCUUCCACAAUGUUUGCUUGGCAAUUUGCUAAAGCUCAACACUAUGCUGAGAAGAAGGGAUUGACCAAAUUCAUUUCCAUGCAAAAUCUCCACAAUCUCAUCUAUAGAGAAGAAGAAAGAGAAAUGAAUCCAUUAUGUGUUGACCAACAUGUUUCUCUCACUCCAUGGGGACCUCUUUCCAAUGGAAUGCUCGCUCGUGCUCAUGAAUUUGUCAAUGCUGAACAAGCAAUUGAUUCCAAGAGAGCUACCUCUGAUUAUUUCCAAAAUAUAUUUAAGGAAAAUUUAACAGAGGGUGAUAAAGAAACAUUGAGAAGAGUUUCAGAAAUUGCAAAGAAGAGAAAUGUACCACCUGCUCAAAUUGCACUUGCUUGGUUGCUUUCCAAGCCAGGUGUUGCUUGUCCAAUUGUUGGCGCCACUAAAGCUGUAAAUAUUGAACUCAAUGUGCAAGCAUUGGAAAUUCAAUUAACCGAUGAAGAAAAGAAGAGUUUGGAAGAAGCUUACUCUGCCAAGGCAAUUCAAGGCAUGUUCAAAUUGACCUAA